AUGUUCACCGGCCGCGGUGUCGUCCCCCUCCCCACAGAGGCUCCCUCCUCGUCUCCAGCCUUUGGAACGCCAGUUCACCCCUUACGACCCUUCAGCGUGACAGCCAACACCAAGCAGGCGCCCAUCCUGCCUAUCCUCCUUCCGCCCGCGACCCUCCGACCCCUCGCGUUCCGCACCUUCACAAAGAAACACUCCCUCACCCUGACCUCGUCCGCGCUGCAGGAGCUGGCCACCUUCAUUGGGCGGCACUGCGGCUCCGGAUGGCGCGAGGAAGGUUUAGCAGAGAAGGUGCUGGAGGAGGUGGCACGGGCGUGGAAGGCCAGGAACGGCGGCGUCAUUGUCGACGGGGCAAGUCCAGAGCUGAAGGAAAUCCUGCGGGCACUGGAAGGAAAUAUGAGCGGUGGGAGGAUCGCCACCGGUGCCAAGGGGCUCAGCCGGCAGAAUAGUCUCCUGCUGGACGUCCAGCAUCAGGAGGACGAUCUGACCAACGCGAGGCUUGGCUUGCGGCCUACCUCGGCGCUGGUGAGAGAGGAGAGCGGUACGAGCUUUGGCAUGUCGGCGCUCGAGGUCGACGAGAAGGACGACGACGAGGAUAUUCGGGAUCCCAGGAAAUGGCUGAAGGUGAUCAGUGCCCUGGAGCAACCACGGUUCAUCUACAAUGUCGACAAGAAGCAUUUCGAGAAAGAGAUACGCAAACCCUCCCUCAUGCCGCCUGCCUCCCACAGAACUGUCGUCUUCCGCAACCGCUUCAACGUCAUACACCAGCGCCUCCUCCGCAACGAAUCAUUUCAAACCUCUGCAGUUCUAACCGCCCGCUCGACAUCCCUUAAACGCUCCUCUGCUGCCUCCUCCUCCUCACCACAUCAGUUCCACAAGAUCACCCCGAUAGCCAACCUCCUCGGCCGCCACGGCAGCCAUCACAUGCUCCUCGGCAUGCUGACCGUCCUACCGACGGGCAAUCUGGCCAUCAGCGACCUCACGGGCUCGAUCAAGCUCGACCUAACCCAGGCGCAGGCCAUACCCGAGGACUCAGCCUGGUUCACGCCUGGCAUGAUCGUCCUUGUCGACGGCGUAUAUGAAGAGGAGGAUGACGACGACGCGGCGGGCGGCAGCAGGGUUGGCCUGAGCGGGAGCUCUGGCGUCGGGGGCGUCCUCGGCGGGAAGUUUCAGGGGUUUUUUAUAGGACAGCCGCCGUGUGAGAAGCGACGCGUCACGCUCGGGGUCAGUGGGCCGGACAGUGAUACCAUUGGAGGAGGGUUUGGCUGGAUCGACUUCCUGGGCGUGGGAAGUGAACGGGCCAUGGGCUCGCGCAUGCGAAGGGUUCAGCAGAGGCUACUACGCAGGCCCUUGACCGAUGACGAUCCCGACCGUGGCCGCGGCAGGAUCGUCGUGCUGGGCGAGAUGAACCUAGACCAGCCCCGGACGCUCCAGGCUGUCAAGAAGAUCCUGUCGGGCUAUGCCAAUGAGCCCGAGGGGGCAACACCGCUGUGUUUCGUGUUCACGGGUAAUUUCACACAGCACGCCGUCAUGGCGAGGGGCGGCAGUGGCGGCAGCGUGGAGUAUAAGGAAUAUUUCGACUCUCUGGCGGCUGUGCUGGCUGAGUUUCCCAUGCUCUUGACGUCGGCUACAUUUGUAUUUGUUCCCGGCGAUAAUGAUGGGUGGGCUUCUGCAUUCUCGGCGGGGGCUGCUACGCCUUUGCCGAGAAAGUCAGUCCCAGACCUGUUUACGAGCCGGGUAAGGAGGGCGUUUGCUACUGCGAACAAUGAGAUGGGCAAGAAGGAAGACGGUGGUAGCGGUAGUGGUGGGGAGGCCGUGUUCACGUCGAAUCCGGCCAGGCUCAGCCUGUUUGGUCCUUGCCAUGAGAUUGUGCUGUUCAGGGAUGACAUGACUGCUCGGCUGAGGAGAUCAGCUGUUCAGGAGGACGACGACGAGGAGGCCAUGGACAUCGACCCUUCCACCCCACGCAAACCCAGAUCCAAGCCAAAUGCCAACCCCGAAGUCCCUUACGACGUCCUCGCGGCGCGCAAGCUCGUCAAGACGGUCCUGGACCAGGGCUACCUCGCCCCCUUCCGACAGUCGGCCCGCCCCGUGCACUGGGACUACGCGAGCCCGCUGCACCUGUACCCACUGCCCACGGCCAUGGUGCUGGUCGACACGACAGCACCAGCGUUCUGCGUCACGUAUGAGGGGUGUCAUGUGGUGAACCCAGGGGCGCUGCUGGUUACGGGGCGGAGGGGGUUGGCGAGGUGGGUGGAGUAUGAGAUUGGCAGGACAGGGAGGGUUAGGGAGGUUUUGUUCUAA
Molecule: messenger RNA, 2301 nt
Organism: Cryphonectria parasitica EP155
Lineage: Eukaryota; Fungi; Ascomycota; Sordariomycetes; Diaporthales; Cryphonectriaceae
Exons: 3
Coding region: 1-2301 (766 amino acids)
Biological process (GO): error-prone translesion synthesis; DNA-templated DNA replication
Cellular component (GO): epsilon DNA polymerase complex
Molecular function (GO): DNA binding
Source: RefSeq, a predicted model, not a curated record